Achroia grisella is the source of this 1146-nucleotide messenger RNA. RefSeq lists its product as uncharacterized. Bases 276 to 899 code for a protein of 207 amino acids. NCBI's taxonomy places the organism in Eukaryota, Metazoa, Arthropoda, Insecta, Lepidoptera, Pyralidae. The transcript has 5 exons. The record is from RefSeq and is a predicted model, not a curated record.
UGAAUAAAAUAAUGGGUCGACAAGGUUCAAUUUAGUAUAACAACACGCUGCACUUCGUCAGAUUCGUCCUAACGACUUAUCGUUAAAGAGCCCUCAAUUCAAUCAUAAUGACCUCACAAAGGGGAGGGAGAAUUCCCGGUAUCUGUAAUUGAAGAUUGUGGCCAGUUAGUCCCUAUUCAUUGUCGAGACGCCGAAAUAUACUGCGUUGGUUCCUGCGGUGGUUCGAAGGCAUCAGGAUUAUAAUAAUUAUUUAAGUUUGAAGGCUGUUACUAAUAAUGCAGAACCUAUUAAUUCUGGCAAUUGUCGGUGGGAUGGUAAUGAGUUUGCCUGUAACUCGAGCAGCUCCUCAGAUGACUGAUGCACAAUUGGAGCGCACUUUAGGCGACAGAAUUACAAUGCAGAGACAUCUCAAAUGCGCACUCGGGGAGGGACCUUGCGACCCAGUCGGUAGAAGAUUAAGAACGCUCGCACCGCUGGUGCUUCGUGGAUCGUGUCCCCAAUGUUCCGUGCAAGAGACUCUACAAAUCCGUCGAACACUCGCCUUCGUACAAAGAAACUACCCAUGGGAGUGGUCUAGAAUUCUUACACAAGUAGUCGUGUUUUGUGCGGUACUGUACGCAUGUGCUGCCCAGAGUGACAGACCGCAAGUGGCCGACACCGUUCUAGAUGAUGCCCUCAAUGACAAGAGAUUCAUACAGAGGCAACUCAAGUGUGCACUAGGCGAGGGCCCCUGUGAUCCCAUUGGAAAAAGACUGAAAACAUUGGCCCCGCUGGUCCUGCGGGGCGCCUGUCCGCAAUGUACACCGCAAGAAACCAAACAGAUUCAACGAACGCUCUCGUACGUGCAAAGGAACUAUCCGCAACAGUGGGCCAAGAUCGUCCGUCAAUAUGCCGGAUAACGACAGCUAUAGAUAGUAAAUAGAUUUGUCUAUUGUAUUAGUUUAACUUAUAAGUUAGGUAAUUAUAUUCUGAUAAUUUAAUAAUUAUAACCAAGGCAGGUAAACAAAUGCAGAGACUGUUUGAUGGUGAAUGGUUUCCACAUUUCUUCCCCAAAACUUCUAGUUGGAAUAUCUUAGGAGGAAUGCUCAAAUUGCAAAAAAUACUCUUGCAUACAUAAUGGGAUAUAAUAUAAUUUUAUCUAUUUAC